GUGCGGGGAUCAUACGGUAGAAACGUCUGUCAAAGUUCCUGCGGGAGAUCCUCUAUACGGAAUAAGGUUCUUGUGAUGUCCAACGUGUAUAAUGGUGAUGCGUCCUGGAUUGUUUAAGUCAAGGAGGAAGGCACCUUCGAUGACAUUUGUCAUAAUAUCGUGAUGGGAGUGCCUGCUCGCGGUGCCCUAGGGGCUGUCGUCGCCAUUAUCGCUUUUGGUGUCUAUACGAACAGUCUUGGAUGCGGCUUCGUAUUCGACGAUAUCUCCGCAAUCAAGGACAAUCGUGACCUAAGGCCACAUACGCCUCUCAAGAAUGUCUUCUACAACGACUUCUGGGGCACCCCUAUGCACAAGGUGGGACUUUUAUCCUGGGAUAAGGAUUGAUCAAUUUGUGGCUGAUACCACAUACUGCUUUGGGCCAUCUUGUUCCAGUGGCGAAGGACGUUUAUUGAUCCGCUCUUGGGUUUCCACGUUCCUCAACGCUAAUAGCGGCCCUUUUCCGUUGCGUUUCCUACUUCGACCUAUGGCAUUUUAUACACAAUACUCUUUAUCGUAUUAUCUUGGAUCUUUCUUUUACUAGGGUCCUAUGAUAUACAUAUUACCUAUUUUUCUCUCUCCUUGUUCUCUUUCCAGAAUAUACCUGAUUAUUUUUCGUUGUUGUAUACUUGUUUUACAUGGCUAUGAUUUUUAAUAAAUAUUGAUUUUGAUUUGACUUAUCUUUUUUCUUUAUAAUCUCCUUUAUGUUGUGUUUUGCUAAUGUACACUGAUUGAUUCUUGAUGUAUGAUAUGAGAUAAGAUAGCUUUUGCACCGUUUAAAUACCUUGGGGUUUAGGCAUCAUUGAUGAUUUUCCUUUUUUUUGGAGCAGAGUAGACAUGUAUAUCAAUUGAUUAUUUUUGUUUGUGAAUAAAGUACAUAUAGUAUGAUGAAACAAGAUAUUCGAUUCAUGCCAAUGGAGCAAUCGCACAAAUCAUAUAGACCCCUGUGUGUAUUGACAUUUCGAUGGAAUUACCUGAUUCAUCAACUGGACCCAAUGGGCUAUCACUUACUGAAUGUAAUCCUUCAUGUUGGAGUGUGCCUGCUUUACUUCCGAAUGUGUCUGAUGUUUCUGCCAGAAACAGCAAGCUUUGUCUCUGCAUUAUUAUUUGCAGUGCAUCCAAUUCAUACAGAAGCUGUCACUGGAGUCGUAGGAAGGGCAGAAACUUUAUCAUCCCUAUUUUACUUGGCAGCUCUUAUUACAUACACCAAGUGUUGCAGGAGUAAAAGAUCGACAGGGUGGCGGUCGUUACUAUUAUCCAUGUUAUUUGUGCUUACUGCUAUGUUAUGUAAGGAGCAAGGAAUAACUGCAACAGCAGUCUGUGUUUUGUAUGAAAUAUUUGUUGUGCAGAAGGUAAGAGCCCUGGAUAUAUUCUUAGUAGUGAAAUCAGCCUUUGGUGGUAAGAAAAUAUCACCUUCUUGGUCUGGUGAAGGUACAAAAAGACUUAGUGCACUGACACUUGUUACAUUCUGUCUUCUUAUACUCAGACUUCAAGUAAUGGGAUCUAAAUUACCUGUCUUUACAAGAUUUGACAAUCCAGCCUCAGUGGCUUCAACUCCUAUAAGACAAUUAACAUAUAAUUAUCUAGCAGCAGUAAAUCUUCGACUCCUUUUCUUACCAAUUGAUUUAUGCUGUGAUUGGACAAUGGGUACGAUACCAUUAGUGGACAGUUUUGCAGAUCCCAGAAACCUUGCCACACUUGCAAGUCAUGGCUUGAUUGCUGGCUUAUUUAUAACAGCAGUCCUUACAAGGAGUCGACAAACUUCAGUUAUAUUGAUAAUGAGUUUAGCCCUGAUGAUUUUACCAUUUCUGCCGGCCUCCAAUUUGUUCUUCCCGGUAGGAUUUGUCAUCGCUGAAAGAGUCCUUUACGCACCUUCCAUGGGAUUCUGCAUGCUAGUUGGCUAUGGCUGGAACAUACUCUCUGAUAAGAAGUACAAGAAGAUCUCAUUGUUACUUUUGAUAACAUUAUUGGCUGCGCACACCACCAAGACCUUCAUCAGAAACUAUGACUGGCUGGACGAGUAUUCGAUAUUUAUGUCAGGCCUAAAAGUGAAUGAUAAAAAUGCUAAGCUGUUCAAUAAUGUCGGUCAUGCAUUAGAGAGUCAAGGGCGGUUUAAAGAGGCCCUCAAUUUUUUUAACAUGGCAGUACAAGUACAAGGCGAUGAUAUAGGUGCUCACAUUAAUGUUGGGAGAACUUACAACCAUUUGAAGAUGUUCAAGGAAGCUGAGGAUGCGUAUUUGAAGGCUAAGUCACUCCUGCCUAAGGCAAAACCUGGAGAAUCCUAUCAGGCCAGAAUAGCACCAAACCAUCUGAAUGUCUUUGUCAACCUGGCUAACUUAAUAGCCAAGAAUGCUACAAGACUUGAGGAGGCUGAUCUGUUAUAUAGACAGGCAAUUAGCAUGCGCGCGGAUUAUACUCAGGCUUAUAUAAACCGUGGGGAUGUUCUUAUAAAACUCAAUCGUACAAAGGAAGCUCAAGAAGUCUAUGAACGAGCAUUAUUUUAUGACAGCAACAAUCCUGACAUCUAUUACAACCUGGGUGUGGUGUUCCUGGAACAAGGAAAAGCUUCGCAAGCAUUAGCCUACCUUGACAAGGCUCUUGAAUUUGACCCUGAACAUGAACAAGCUCUACUGAACUCUGCCAUACUGCUGCAAGAAUUAGGACGAGCUGAGCUGAGAAAAGUAGCUAGGGAGAGAUUAUUGAAGUUGUUACGUAAGGAUUCAAAUAACGAGAGAGUUCACUUCAAUCUGGGCAUGCUGGCCAUGGACGAUCAUGACAGUGGAAGUGCAGAACGCUGGUUCAGAAAUGCAGUCGCACUCAAAGAGGACUUCCGCUCAGCCCUUUUCAACCUGGCUCUGUUACUCGCCGACGAGCAACGUCCUUUAGAAGCAGCACCCUUUCUAAAUCAGCUGGUACGCUUCCAUCCAGAUCACGUCAAAGGCUUGAUACUCCUAGGUGAUAUAUACAUAAACAACAUAAAAGACUUGGACGCAGCAGAAAACUGCUACAGAAGAAUCCUGCAAUUGGAUCCAACGAAUAUCCAAGGCCUGCAUAAUCUAUGCGUGGUAAUGGUAGAACGUGGUAAACUUGGUCUUGCAGCGCAAUGCCUGGAACGUGCUGCAGCACUAGCGCCACAACAAGAUUACGUUCACCGCCAUCUGGCGAUUGUACGCGCAAGGAUAAACCGGCUACCACCUGAGCAAAGGGACACAGAGGUAUUUGAUGACUCCUUCUGGAACAACGGUCCCAGGGAUGAUGAAUACACAGGCAACGAUCUACCGGGUGAUCAAUUCCUGAGCAAGGAUCCUAUGUUCCUAAAUCACGCAGUAGUCCACAGUCACUUGAGUGGCAAAUCUAAUGGUGCUGAGGAACGUGUGAACAAUCACAUAAUCCACUUGCAGGGUGCAUCAGAAUCGAACAGGCCCACGAAACCUACUGUUCAGAAGAAGUCCAGCCCUAUUCCAGAGGGUAGGGUAUUCGAUGAGAUCGUAUCCAGUGUCCAGGAAGUUGAGCUGGUUCACAAUCCCCCUACGAAAAUCUCCGCCGACCAAUUCAAUCAGACAGCAUCUUCGUUGACCGGUGCAAAGCAUUCCAGCACUGUCGAAAACGACGACAGUGGCCUCUCAUAGUAUUAAUGGAGGUUCAUUCCGCCGAAUAUUGUAAAGUUAUUAAUCUCCAUAAGAAGAGUAAUGGUGGUAUAUACAAUAUGUAUAUAAUGCAUAUGCGUAUCUAUACAUGUAUAUAUUAUAUGUAUACUACCAUAUGGGAAAGGAUUGCGUUACACGCAAUGAAACGUACACUUGAAAAAGAACACACUGGACAGAGUCAUAUAGCGCUAAUGUGUGAAUAUAAAUUAAAUACAGAGUAUUGUUUUAUAUACUGUAUAAAAAUAGGACGUUUUGUAAAAUAUAUUUAAAAAAAAGAUCACGUCUUCAUUCGUUUCAUGAUCCUUGAUCAGGGAGAUAGGGGAAUCCCUGGAAGCUGGUACCAAUAUCACAAUGAGAUCUGUUGUGUCUCUGGGACUUGUAAAUUUAGGUCCUGAACGGACCCCGUAACUUCUCAAUUAUUGCGGCUGUUUAGUCUCUCACUGGAGGCAUCUUGUGAGGGCUCACUUAUCAUUUGCAAAAUAAAUCACCGACGUCGACCACCCCAUGAUGAAAAUCUGAUACGCCGCGCCUUAUCGUGGAGUUAAACUCUACACUACUGACUAUCGGACGUCUGCACGUUCGUUGACUUUGUGGCAAUUGCAGUUGGUAUCGAGUUUCAUAAGAAAUUUAGAGUGACGUCAUCGGUAACCGGGUAAAUUGAUUACGUUCGAGUAGAAGAAACAUAAUAAAUGUGUAUGAAAAAUACUGUGAAUCAUAUAAGGUAAACGUCCCCAUGGCCGGACACGUAUGAAUCUGCAACCACUAAUGCAAAUAUCCCAUCUAAUAAACGUUUAUUAAAUUAAAAUAAAGAAUUAACCAUUAAAUUGGUAUGUACGAUUCAUAAUCUAUGCGGAGGGAAAUUGUCAAAAUAGUCCUCAAGCCGUUUGUGACCGUUUUUUAGGGAUAUUUGAAAGUGUACCCACACUGCUCAGACAAACCAAGCAUAUCUCUAAGUGGGUUAGCUAAGGAAUAGGCGAAGUAUCAUUGAGUCUAUGUCGUUUUAAUUUUUGCUAUUUCGAUACUAACCAAUAGUUUUUUAUAUUCAUAAAGUAACGUAUUUAACGCUAAUAUCGAAAUUAGCUAUUAAUCGCCAUUAAGACGGUAAUUUUCACGGUUGGCUAUUCGGACACAUCAAUCGUAAGCUCGUACCGAUAUCGAACUAUAUAUGCGUGUGUCCGAGCAUGUACGCACGUGCAAUGCGGUGCAGAUCCUGAUGUCAGCGACCAUAACCUCAAUAACUGAACCGAAUAAGAUCGCCCAAACGAAACGUUCGGCAACAUGUAAUUGCUAUUUACAUUCGCCUAGACAUUCGCCUUAACAUCAAUAAACGAUAGUUUGUAAUUACUAUACAUAUAAUCUAUGCUGUCAGUAGUUUGCAUUUAAAUCCUAAUAUCAUACUGAAUAAAAACAACAUACUGGCGAUUUUACGUUAAAUUUCGGAGCUAUAGAUAAAAAAUAAGUAUACAUAUACUUUGUAAAUAUUAUUUGAUAAAAUUUACUUAAAUCUUUGAUAGUUUCAAGCUGAAAAAUAUUCAUAUCUAUGCGUGAAGUCUGUGUCGAGUAGUCAGUAAUUAUAAUUUUCCAGAUAUCCUAUCGUUUAUUGCAUAUUAUGUAAAGAUCCUAUUCACACAUUAUUACUAAUGUAUUUUGUAAUUGCAGAAGAAAGAGCAGCAGGUCGAAAAGAA
Messenger RNA from Cephus cinctus (wheat stem sawfly), 5368 nucleotides. RefSeq names its product transmembrane and TPR repeat-containing protein CG4050. Gene Ontology annotation, molecular function: protein binding; mannosyltransferase activity. Gene Ontology annotation, biological process: protein O-linked glycosylation via mannose. Gene Ontology annotation, cellular component: endoplasmic reticulum. The record is from RefSeq and is a predicted model, not a curated record. The transcript has 13 exons. Bases 921 to 3665 code for a protein of 914 amino acids. NCBI's taxonomy places the organism in Eukaryota, Metazoa, Arthropoda, Insecta, Hymenoptera, Cephidae.